AUGGAUCCACCGUCCUUAAAAGCCAGUCAAUCAGGGCCCUUCAGAUUCCCUGUUCCAGAAGACAUGCACACCGUCUCCCCCAUCCCCGAUUUCGACGACGACUCCAAGGUCCAGCAGUACAUGCAGGACAGGCGUGUCAUUGGCUAUGACCCCCUCGUCCAGCCUGCACUCCUCCGACAUGAUAUCACCUCCACGACCAACGCAAAGAAGACCAUCGCGUCUGCCCGCUACAACUCUGCCCGCAUCCUCGCCGGCCAGGACGACCGGCUGCUCGUCGUCGUCGGGCCCUGCUCAAUACACUCCCCCGAGCAGGCCAUCGAGUACGCCAACCUCCUCAAGGCCAAGAUCCCCGAGCUCCCCAACCUUCUCAUCGUCAUGCGCGCUUACUUUGAGAAACCAAGAACCACCGUCGGCUGGAAGGGCCUCAUCAACGACCCCGACAUAGAUGGCUCGUUCAAGAUCAACAAGGGCCUGCGUAUGGCCCGCCAGCUUCUCUGCGACCUCACAGAUCUCGGGGUACCUGUCGGCUCAGAGCUGCUGGAUACCAUCUCCCCACAAUACAUUGCCGAUUUAAUCUCCUGGGGUGCGAUUGGUGCGCGUACCACCGAGUCGCAACUUCAUCGUGAGCUCGCCUCCGGUGUCUCCUUCCCCAUCGGCUUCAAGAAUGGCACCGACGGAAGCGUGACCGUCGCCAUCGACGCCAUGCACUCCGCAUCGAACCCGCACGCGUUCAUGGGUGUCACCGAGCAGGGCCUCGCCGCCAUCGUCAAGACGCGCGGCAACAAGGACGUGCACGUCAUUCUCCGUGGCGGGACCAAGGGCCCGAACUUCGCCUCCGAACACGUGCGCAAGGCAGCCGAGGACAUCGCGAAGAAGAGCAAGGGCAUGACGAACUCGGACGGCGGGGCUCCCUUUGCGAGCAUCAUGGUAGAUUGCAGCCACGGUAACUCGCAGAAGAACCACAACAACCAACCCCUCGUCAUCGCUGACAUCUGCACCCAGCUGAGCGCGGGCGAGCGGCACAUCACCGGCGUCAUGAUCGAGUCGCAUAUUAACGAGGGCCGCCAGGACGUGCCCCCCGCCGGCCCCUCCGCAUUGAAACACGGCGUCAGCAUCACCGACGCGUGUGUCGACUGGGAACGGACGGCCAAGAUGCUCGAGCAGCUGGACGCGGCGGUGAAGAAGCGCCGGGAGUACUUGAUUGAGAAGGGCAUGGAGAGGCCGGCGGCGUUCAAGAGGGCCCAGGCUGAGCUGUAG
This is a messenger RNA of Cyclocybe aegerita, 1257 nucleotides long. The record is from the annotation of a GenBank genome assembly. Lineage: Eukaryota; Fungi; Basidiomycota; Agaricomycetes; Agaricales; Hemipholiotaceae.